CGAUAGUCUCGAUUUCUGUAGCAUGUUAUCCCACAGAGCCCUGUUAAUUAUUGGAAAGUUUUUUUAAUGGAACAAUUUUAAUUAAAUUACAAUAGUUGUUUACACGCUGCGGCAACUUGCUCCCUGUAAAAAAAAAAAACGAGUAUUACGUGGGGAUAGCUAUUGCAAAGACCCAGAUCCCGGUGCAUCGGCAGCCACGACCAGCGACAAAGAACACAAAGAGAGACAGGUAGUGCAAAACCCGUUUCUUCUUGCAUCCGAUAAAAGGGGCGUCUAUAUCUCUGCUGAUCCGGAGCCCCUGGCAUUACAACACUAUGAUGGUUGAGUCCGAUGGAACCGCCGAUGCCACCCGCCGCUUGAACGUGAAGAAGCAGACACUGGACGAUGCGUACGCCGUGCCCGCCAACUUCCUGGAGAUUGACGUGGUCAAUCCGCUGACCACUAUGGCGGCGGGCAAAAAGCGCUACACGGAUUAUGAAGUUCGGAUGCGGACCAAUCUGCCUGUCUUCAAGGUAAAGGAAUCCAGUGUAAGACGACGCUACAGCGACUUCGAGUGGCUGCGGAAUGAACUGGAACGGGACAGUAAGAUUGUGGUGCCACCACUCCCGGGAAAAGCCUGGAAGCGCCAAAUGCCCUUCCGCGGCGACGAGGGCAUCUUCGACGAGAGCUUCAUCGAGGAGCGGCGCAAGGGACUAGAGGCCUUUAUCAACAAGAUAGCCGGACAUCCGCUGGCGCAAAACGAGCGCUGUCUGCAUAUGUUUUUGCAGGAGAACGUCAUCGAUAAGAACUACGUGCCCGGAAAGAUUCGCAACACAUAAGCACCGGAAUCCGGAGCAAUCGAAACCCCUAACCAUAGCAAUGCAAUGAAGCAACAACUCGAACGAACAAACCCGCUACGAAAUCUUUAGGGAAGCCGUGUGAAUGUGUGUGCUUGGCCAGAUUAGAGGAGAAAGGAGUAGAGGAGUGGAGUAGCGAGAACGGAUUAGAAGGGGACUGUUUAUUAUGCAACGCGAUAAGAGGCGGGAAGUGCUGCUGCUCAGUUAAUGUUGAGCCCCUCUCACCCCCCGGGGACUAGUUAAAAACCAGCAUUGGGAAUUUUUAAUGCUAAAUUCAAGUUUAUAUGGUAUACAUAACAAUAUACAUACAUAUAUAUUAUAUACAAUACAGAUAUUUACGAAUAGUGUACAUAAGAUAUGCCUACAACGCCCCUCGCUAAAUGAGUCUCGAAAGUAGGAGCUGUCCCUCCCAUUUUCCCGAUCCUCAGUUUCUUCGUUUUGACCCAUUGCAGCAGUAAUGAAGCAGCAACUAAAAUAAGGGAUCCAUCCUGACCCCGAAAUCCAUCCCUUGUACGUGUAUGCAAGUUAUUGAAUAUUUUGAAACAGUUUAGUGAAUAAUAUUGUACUUCGAAUCAAAUUAAAAUAAUUCAAAAAUAA
Messenger RNA from Drosophila eugracilis, 1433 nucleotides. It is a transcript of the gene Snx3, whose product is annotated as sorting nexin-12. Gene Ontology annotation, molecular function: phosphatidylinositol-3-phosphate binding. Bases 315 to 818 code for a protein of 167 amino acids. The record is from RefSeq and is a predicted model, not a curated record. Gene Ontology annotation, biological process: late endosome to Golgi transport; endocytic recycling. NCBI's taxonomy places the organism in Eukaryota, Metazoa, Arthropoda, Insecta, Diptera, Drosophilidae. Gene Ontology annotation, cellular component: retromer complex; early endosome membrane. The transcript has 3 exons.